Messenger RNA from Oncorhynchus kisutch (coho salmon), 1693 nucleotides. RefSeq lists its product as uncharacterized. The transcript has 3 exons. NCBI's taxonomy places the organism in Eukaryota, Metazoa, Chordata, Actinopteri, Salmoniformes, Salmonidae. Bases 190 to 1194 code for a protein of 334 amino acids. The record is from RefSeq and is a predicted model, not a curated record.
UCUUCAGUAAACGGAAGUAAACAGUGACCAAGAACAAGUUCCCCGUUAACGUUUUUAUUGUUAAUUGGAUGUUUCUUAAACACUGGUACUCAACAUGAUUAAUUUGACUGCACAGUAGCUUACUUGGUGUUUAAUUCGCUUUAGAGAUGACUCGAUAGGUGUUCUGGUAACGCUAGUUAGCUGCUAACAAUGGCUAACUGUUUGGUUUUUCACACUCAAAUAGCCUCCAUCAUGGAGGUACUAGCGAAUACAGCCGUGGCAGAGAUCUGUAAACUCGUAGACGACGACUAUGCAGUGUUUCGUUUGGAAAUAACUCUAAGCCGGGAAGAGAACAGGACAUUGCGCAGGAAACUACAGCUACUAGAACUGAAGGUGUCACGGGAGCGCGUCUUUGCCAGACGUCCCAGUAGUGUCAAGAUCGUCGACCGAUGCAGAGGAAUGGAAAGAGGUGAAGGACAUCUCACUGGAGGCCACGGGAGCUUUGUGAAUCCAGUGGGACAGAAUGCUUGGAGAGAUGACCAAACAAUCACUGUUGGUGAGGGGAGUGGAACCUCAAUCCAGCACAUUAUCGUGAUAGAGUCUGCAGAGGCUGCAGGUCCUGGAGGAUCAUCUCUGGUGAAGCAGGAGAGGUCUGAAAGAGAGGAAGACCGACGGCACAGCAGAGACAUCCAGACUGGAGUAGCAGCUGGAACGUCCCCUGUAGCCACGGAUGACCCCACCAUUGCCCCAGCGCAGCCCUGGACCCGAAGCAGUGGAACGCUGAACGCCGUCCUCAAGUCAGAGACCGACAUCAAGACUUUAAUUGUAACACAAAGGCUCUUGCACACAGGAUCUGACCACAGAUCAGACCCAGAGAGACUGGGGCCACUGGGUUGUCCUACUGCUCCUGGCUCAGAGUAUUUACCGGUAUUUCAACAUAGCCAAAGGAUGGUUCAUUCCCAUGGAGAUGGUGACACGUUAGCCACUGGCGGUGAUGAUCUGUCUUGUUCUUACGCUACAGAGAUGGCCCCUGGCAACAUGCGCUUGGGUUUAGAGACACAGACUGAUCUGUCUAGAGGGGACUGGAACCAGUACAUUAGUAGUGUAUACUCUGAAGGCUGCCAAGAUAAGAAAGGGGAGGCUAUAGUGGUAGAGGUGAAAGUGGAGGGUGACGCUCCUCCCACAUGGAAUGAAAAUUGUCCGUCUCCUAGGUGACUCUCACAGGGCAGAGAUUUCUUAGAUUACAGGGGAAGCUUAGAGACAAAUCUAAAUUGCGCCAACCACUCCCCUUUACACGCAUUCAGAGAUCGCGACCCAGUGUGCACAUCGAUGACACGUUCCGAUUCACACGGCCACUUCCUUUCAGAACUGAAAUGACCAAAGGGCCAAGGCUCGGGGAGCAACAUCGGGCAAUGGUAAAGAGAAACGGUUUCUCUGCAUGUUCUGUAACAAAGGCUUCAGCUGUACCCAGAAGGUGGAGAUUCACCAGUGUCCACACAGGGGUGAAACCCUUCAGUUGUACCCAGUGUCACAUGCGCUUCGCCCUGGCUGGCAAACUGAAGAUGCACCUGAUGGUCCACACAGGAGAGAGGCCAUUCGCCUAUAGGCAUUGCGGGAAGAGGUUCUCAGAGAGGAGCUACCUAGGUUUCCAUCCCAAUUGGUGACAGAUUUUCAUUGUGAAUAUUGUAACCGUAAAAGCCUUGGUUUCAUGCAU